Molecule: messenger RNA, 2638 nt
Organism: Eupeodes corollae
Lineage: Eukaryota; Metazoa; Arthropoda; Insecta; Diptera; Syrphidae
Gene: Sec23
Product: protein transport protein Sec23A
Exons: 6
Coding region: 153-2510 (785 amino acids)
Biological process (GO): COPII-coated vesicle cargo loading; COPII-coated vesicle budding; endoplasmic reticulum to Golgi vesicle-mediated transport
Cellular component (GO): COPII vesicle coat; endoplasmic reticulum exit site
Molecular function (GO): zinc ion binding; GTPase activator activity
Source: RefSeq, a predicted model, not a curated record
AAGUGACGUGGCUACCCUAAACUUGACAAUUCACUUUUCACUAAUAAGUUUUUGGUAUAUUGGAAAAGUCCUCUUGGCAAAUUUCUAAUAGUUCUUCAAUUAGUUUUUGGUUUCAUUGUGAAAAAUUUGAUUAACAAUUCGAAUUUAUUACAAUGACGACCUACGAAGAAUUUAUCCAGCAAAACGAAGAUCGCGAUGGUGUACGGUUGACGUGGAACGUAUGGCCUUCAAGUCGCAUCGAUGCUAGUCGUCUUGUCGUGCCACUUGCUUGCCUCUAUCAACCACUUAAGGAACGCCCAGACCUUCCACCAAUUCAAUAUGAGCCUGUUUUAUGUACGAGAAGUAAUUGCCGUGCAAUUUUGAAUCCAUUAUGUCAAGUAGACUAUCGGGCCAAGUUAUGGGUGUGCAACUUUUGUUUCCAAAGGAAUCCUUUUCCUCCUCAAUAUGCAGCCAUCUCAGAACAACAUCAGCCUGCUGAACUGAUACCCAGUUUCAGUACCAUCGAAUACACAAUCGCAAGAGCUCCCUGCAUGCCCCCAGUUUUUAUAUUUCUCGUAGACACUUGCAUGGAUGAAGAAGAACUCGAUGCUUUGAAGGAUUCGUUGCAAACCUCGCUGAGUCUAUUGCCACCCAACACCUUAGUUGGCCUCAUAACUUUUGGAAAAAUGAUACAGGUCCAUGAGCUGGGCUCCGAGGGCUGUUCAAAGAGUUAUGUUUUCCGAGGUACCAAAGACUUGUCUGCUAAACAAAUUCAAGAAAUGUUGGGAAUUGGGCGUGCCAGCAGCGGUGGAUCGGCCGGACAUCCUAAUCCAAUUCCAGGACAACAACCACAACAACGUAUACCACAUAAUCCAGCUGAACCACCAGCAAACAGGUUUUUGCAGCCUAUCAGUAAGUGCGACAUGGCAUUGGGAGAAUUGCUAAGUGAACUUCAGAGAGACCCAUGGCCAGUGCCACAAGGCAAACGUUAUCUUCGAUCGACUGGAGCAGCCUUGGCAAUUGCUGUUGGUCUUCUUGAGUGCACUUAUCCCAACACUGGUGGACGAAUUAUGUCCUUCGUCGGAGGACCCUGCUCCCAAGGACCAGGCCAAGUUGUUGACGACGAACUCAAGCACCCAAUUCGUUCCCAUCAUGACAUAACCAAGGACAAUGUCAAGUACAUGAAGAAGGCAAUUAAGCACUACGAUUCAUUAGCUCUUCGAGCUGCAACCAAUGGACACUGUAUUGAUAUUUACUCGUGUGCUCUCGAUCAGACUGGUCUGAUGGAAAUGAAGCAGUGUUGCAACUCAACCGGCGGGCAUAUGGUUAUGGGUGAUUCUUUCAAUUCUUCGCUAUUCAAACAGACAUUCCAACGAGUUUUCAUUCGUGAUCAACGUUCCGAUCUGAAAAUGGCUUUCAAUGCUAAUCUUGAGGUUAAAUGUUCGAGGGAGCUUAAAGUUUCUGGAGGAAUUGGAUCUUGUGUGUCGUUAAAUAUAAAAAGUCCAUGUGUCUCUGAUGUGGAAGUUGGUAUGGGAGGAACUGUUCAAUGGAAGUUGUGUACUCUCAAUCCUAGCACAACAAUGGGUUUCUUCUUUGAAGUGGUAAACCAACAUGCAGCACCGAUGCCACAAGGCGGGCGAGGUUGUAUUCAGUUUAUAACGCAAUAUCAACAUCCAAGUGGACAGCGCAGGAUACGUGUUACAACAUUGGCUAGAAAUUGGGCUGAUGCGACAUCAAAUAUUCAUCAUAUAAGCGCUGGUUUUGACCAGGAGGCUGCUGCUGUAAUAAUGGCUCGUAUGGUUGUUUACCGUGCGGAAACAGAUGAGGGAGUGGAUAUUCUAAGAUGGGUGGAUCGUCAACUUAUUCGAUUGUGCCAGAAAUUCGGUGAAUACGGUAAAGAUGAUCCAAAUAGCUUCCGCUUGGCGGAGAACUUCAGCCUCUUCCCGCAAUUUAUGUACCAUUUGCGUCGAUCACAAUUCCUUCAAGUAUUCAACAAUUCUCCAGACGAAACAACAUUUUAUCGACACAUGCUGAUGCGUGAAGAUCUCACCCAAUCGCUGAUUAUGAUCCAACCAAUUUUAUACAGCUAUUCCUUCAAUGGUCCACCAGAACCGGUUCUACUCGAUACAUCUUCAAUUCAGCCAGAUCGAAUUCUCCUUAUGGACACAUUCUUCCAAAUUCUUAUAUAUCAUGGAGAAACAAUAGCCCAAUGGCGUGCGCUCAAGUAUCAAGAUAUGCCUGAGUAUGAAAAUUUCAAGCAAUUGCUACAAGCACCAGUAGAUGAUGCUCAGGAAAUCUUACAAACUCGUUUUCCAAUGCCACGUUACAUUGAUACAGAACACGGAGGCUCACAAGCUCGAUUCUUGCUUUCGAAAGUCAAUCCGUCGCAGACUCAUAAUAAUAUGUACGCGUAUGGUCAGCCUACAAUUGGCUCUACAACGGAUGGUGGUGCUCCUGUUCUCACUGAUGAUGUUUCACUUCAACUUUUCAUGGAGCAUUUGAAAAAGCUGGCUGUUUCUUCUACAACAUAAGAAAAGCAAUUUUGAAGAAUUGCGAUAUGAGAAGAAUAUAAGUCUUAAAAAAAAAAUAUUUAUAAAUAUUAUUGUUCUUUAAAAUAAAAGUUAUGAAUGUACUUUCAAUAAAACAUAUAAAGAAACUU